This is a messenger RNA of Prorocentrum cordatum, 263 nucleotides long. Lineage: Eukaryota; Dinophyceae; Prorocentrales; Prorocentraceae. The record is from the annotation of a GenBank genome assembly.
GUGCGCUGCAGCCUCGAGGUCAGCUUCAUCGUUGACAUAUGGUGCGCAGCUUCACUACAUGGCGCGCAGCUUCACUACAUGGUGCGCAGCGUCAUCAACAUGGUGCGCAGCAUCAUUGACAUGGUGCGCAGCAUCAUUGACAUGGUGCGCAGCUUCACCUACAUGGCGCGCAGCAUCAUUGACAUGGUGCACAUAAUGCAUGACAUGGUGCGCAGCUUCACCUACAUGGUGCGCAGCAUUAUCUACGUGGUGAGCAGCGGUAG